AUGAUAGAUAAAUUCGUGUGUGCUGAGAUUCCGAAUCCAGAUGUAGAUACUUUACUGUACGAGAUAGUAAAGGCUAAUAUGAUACAUGGACCAUGUGGACUUUUGAACAAAAAUUCUCCGUGCAUGAAAGAAGGUGUCUGCAGCAAACGUUAUCCAGUUACGCUCAUUCAAGAAACUCAAAGAGGUGAAGAUGGCUAUCAAAAAUAUAGAAGGCGAUCAACAAACGGUGGAGGUUUCAAAGUGAGUAUUAAGUCAAUUGACUUAGAUAACAGGUGGGUUGUUCCAUAUAACCCUGUGUUAUUGCGUACUUUUAGUGCUCAUAUAAAUGUAGAAAUAACCAGUUCAAUCAAGUCUAUAAAAUAUGUAUGCAAAUAUGUCACAAAAGGUAGUGAUCAUGCAGCGUUUCGUUUAGGAAAAACUGACAAUACUGAUGAAAUAAAAAUAUAUGAAAGUGGCAGGUAUAUCAGUAGUUCCGAAGCAGCUUGGAAAAUUUUAGGUUUUCAUAUACACGAUAGGUAUCCAGCUUUUACUCAUCUUGAUGUUCACCUAGAAAAUGGACAACGUGUCUACUUCACAGCAAAUAAUGUUGCCGAAAGAAUAGAAAAUCCACCAACAACAACUGUUCAGGCUUUUUUCCAGAUAUGUCAAACCGAUAAUUUUGCAAGAACAUUGCUUUAUCCACAAGUUGUUUCGUAUUAUGUGUGGAAAAAUAAGAAUUUCGUUAGACGUAAACAAGGCCAGAAUGUCGAAGGUUGGCCAGGAGUUAAGAAAGAUACAGCUUUGGCCACAUGUAAAGCACUUGGAUUAUUAGAAGAUGACAAUCAGUGGGAUUUUGCUUUAGAAGAAGCAGCAUUAUGUCGUUCACCUAAUAAAAUUCGAGAACUUUUCAGUGUAAUAUUAAUAUUUUGCCAUCCCUCAGAUGCUUCAGUCUUUGAACUAAGAUAUUGUUUUGCAAAAGAACCCUCUUUGACUGAGGAACAGUGGUUUGUUUACAAACAAGCUUUAAAUAGUAUCAAAUUAAAUUUAGGAAAAUGUAUAUUCUUAGACGCUCCUGGCGGAACUGGUAAAACCCACUUAAUCAAUAUACUUUUGGCUAAAGUAAGAAGCUCAUAUAGGAUUGCAAUUUCAGCUGCAUCAUCAGUAAUUGCCGCUACACUUUUACAUGGAGGAAAAACUGCUCAUUCUGCUUUCAAGUUCCCACUCAAUCUGAACACUAUCGAGAUUCCAACGUGCAAUAUUAAUAAACAAUCUAAUAUGGCAAAUGUUCUAAAAAAAUGCAAGCUCAUAGUUUUGGAUGAAAGUCCAAUGUCUCAUAAGAAAGGCUUUGAGGCUUUAAACAACUGUCUGAAGGAUCUAAGGAAUUCAAAUUUAUUAAUGGGAGGAGUCACAGUACUGCUAGCUGGAGAUUUUCAACAAACUCUACCAAUCGUACCCAGAGGAACUCGAGCUAAUGAAAUCGCAGCAUGCAUCAAGUCUUCAUAUUUGUGGCCUAAAAUAGAAAAAUUUUCUUUGACCAAAAAUAUGCGAGUACAUUUAAAGGAGACAAGACUGCUGAACAGUUUUCUGAGCUACUCUUAA
Messenger RNA from Metopolophium dirhodum (rose-grain aphid), 1578 nucleotides. RefSeq lists its product as uncharacterized. The transcript has 3 exons. The record is from RefSeq and is a predicted model, not a curated record. NCBI's taxonomy places the organism in Eukaryota, Metazoa, Arthropoda, Insecta, Hemiptera, Aphididae. Gene Ontology annotation, biological process: telomere maintenance; DNA repair. Gene Ontology annotation, molecular function: DNA helicase activity. Bases 1 to 1578 code for a protein of 525 amino acids.